Messenger RNA from Malus domestica (apple), 3930 nucleotides. RefSeq names its product protein MICRORCHIDIA 7-like. NCBI's taxonomy places the organism in Eukaryota, Viridiplantae, Streptophyta, Magnoliopsida, Rosales, Rosaceae. The record is from RefSeq and is a predicted model, not a curated record. Gene Ontology annotation, cellular component: nucleus. Gene Ontology annotation, molecular function: ATP hydrolysis activity.
ACCUCCCCGCAACCUCUCCCUACCCCUCUUCUCCCUCCCGAGCCUCCCAACCACCUCCCUCCCCUCCACUCUCUUCACCUCCCUUCCCAUCCAAAAACACACACUGAUCUUCACUCUCACAGCCCCAUCGACUCCGACACUGCUCUGCACUCUCAGGCACUACAUUCCCUAACCCCAUCUCGGCACAUCGACCGCCUGAUCAACUACAACCAAUCGCCGUCCAGGACCAUCUACCCUGAUAGGUUCAUGCCCAGUAGAUCCGGUUCCAACUUCCUCCUCUUCGACAUCUCCAAUACUCCAUCUGAGGGCCGCGACGACUCGUCAAGCGCCUACGGCACUCUCCUACGCGCUGCCCUCUUUGGACCUGACUCCGUCUGCGUCGUCCCUCCGGCGAUGCUUGAGAAAAGGAGCGCGAUUCAGAUGAACCUUCCCAGCCCCAACAUCUUCUGGUAAUGCACUCGCCUUCCCCUUUUGGGUUCGAUGAUGUGGUCACCGGAGUUCACCAUAGCCCCGUCAAGGCUCCUCUGAAGGUUCCCCGGUCGCCUUAUAAGAUAUUGAAGCUGUUAAUUCAUGAGUAUAUUAUCAAAACAAAUAUCAGUGCAAUUAAGAGUGGAUUUGAUAGAUAAUUGUUGUACUUCUCAAAUGUGAGACUACUUUUCACAUCCUUCUUGGCUUGUAUCGAGUCAACUCACUCGAACCACCAACAAUUAUUCUUAGACUUUUUGUCAUUCCAAAAGCAACUCCGAGCAUGUUUUCCCAGUGCUUUUCUGCUUUGCUUUUUUUAGCCAUUCUGGAAUUAGCUCCGAACUGCCGCGCCAAUUGAGUGAGUAACCGCCAGGGCCAUGCACGGUGCACCACCAACGGUGCAAGACGCCGUGUGAAUGCCCAUUGUUAUCCACGUGCCUCUCACGUGCAAAACUUCCAUCCUAGUUUUAUCUCUGUUUAUGUGACACAGUCGCGCCACUUUUGUUCCCGAACUUCCGGGAGUGACAUAACCGUCCGUCUUCUUCUUCCCUCUCCGUCGUCGUUUCGAUUUCUCCUUCCAAUUUCAAAAUCCUCUGAAAUUUUCUCGCAUUUUCCCAGUCCCCAGACAAACCCUAACCCAAAAAAACCCACAAUCCGUCGCUGUAAAAUUUCCCGCAUUGCCCUUCGAACCAUGGCCUCCAGUGCCGUUAACGUCAAGCAAGAACCCUCCGAGAAACCCUACCAAAUCCCCAACCUUCUGCCAAUCCCAUUAAGCAGCGAUAGUAGCAGUAGCAGUAGCAGUAGCGCCAGUUCCGUCAAUUCUUCCGACAUCGAAGGCCUUGAGACCAAUUCCUUGUUCGAUUCCGUGACGAGUAAGUUGAACGGCGACGAUCGCGAUUUGGCGGAUGGAGGGGAUGAUGCUCCGGCGGCGAAGAAGGCCAAACGCGACGGUGAAAGGGGGUUCGUGUUGCCGCUAGGGUUUCUGCGUCCCCUCCCGCCGUUGGAAUUGUCCAAGGAGUUGCCCCUGGCUCUGGUUUUGCCCGACUCGACAAUGUGCUUGCCGAGUGGGUCCGGUUGUAAUAACCAGGUGGGCCCGGUUAUAAGGGGAUGCAAGCAGUUUUGGAAAGCAGGAGAUUAUGAGGGUGACAGUGGAGGCAUUGCCAUUUCUGGGUUUUCGUCUGCUGGCAUGGACCAUGUUAGGGUUCAUCCCAAGUUUCUCCAUUCAAAUGCAACCAGCCAUAAGUGGGCUCUGGGAGCUUUUGCGGAGCUCCUAGACAAUGCUUUAGAUGAGGUCUGCAAUGGGGCCAACAAUGUUUGUGUUGACGUGGUGAGAAACAAAAAAGAUGGUAAUGAGAUGUUGAUGGUUGAAGAUGACGGUGGUGGGAUGACGCCUGAAAAAAUGCGAGAAUGCAUGUCUCUUGGGUAUUCUGCAAAAAGCAAAUUGGCAAAUACUAUUGGUCAAUAUGGCAAUGGGUUUAAGACUAGUACUAUGAGGCUUGGAGCAGAUGUAAUAGUGUUUUCUCGUUGUGAGGGGGAGGAUGGGAGAAGACCGACACAGACCAUUGGAGUGCUAUCCUACACCUUUUUGAGGGGUACUGGAAAGGAAGAUAUUGUGGUUCCCAUGAUUGAUUAUGAGAAAAGAGGCCAAGGUUGGAACAAGAUGAUGCGGGGUUCUCCAGAUGACUGGCAUAGGAACUUAGCAACCAUAGUGCAGUGGUCUCCUUAUUUAAGCGAAGAAGAUCUUCUUCAGCAGUUUAAUCUCUUUAAAGAGCAUGGAACACGUAUAAUAAUAUACAACCUUUGGGAGGAUGAUGAAGGAAAACUGGAACUUGAUUUCGACACUGAUCCUCAUGAUAUUCAAAUUAGAGGAGUCAAUAGGGAUGAGAAGAACAUUCAGAUGGCAAAACGGUAUCCCAACUCUAGACACUUCUUAACCUAUCGGCAUUCAUUAAGGAGUUAUGCAUCAAUUCUUUAUCUCAGGCUUCCAUACAACUUCAGAAUUAUUCUUCGUGGGAAAGAUGUUGAACAUCAUAAUAUAGUUAAUGAUAUGAUGUUAACGAAGGAGGUAACAUACAGACCUCUGCAACUUCCGGAAGGAAUGUCGCCAAAAGUUGCAAAUAUGACUGCAAAUGUGACACUUGGUUUUGUAAAGGAUGCAAAAGAUCAUAUUGCUGUCCAAGGGUUCAGCGUUUAUCAUAAAAAUAGACUGAUUAAGCCGUUUUGGAGGCUGUGGAAUCCUGCUGGAAGUCAAGGUCGUGGCAUUAUAGGUGUUUUGGAAGCUGAUUUUGUUGAACCAACUCACGACAAACAGGGCUUUGAGCGGACUGCUGUGCUUUCAAGACUAGAGAAUAAAUUGGUUAAAAUUCAAAAGGAUUACUGGUAUGUAAACUGCCAGACUGUUGGGUAUGCUCCAGUAAGACGUACUACUGAUUUUCCAGAAAGAGAACCUUCGGUGUCUGUUAGAAGGAAAUCCUGUCGCGUAAAUCAGAAUUGCCAUGGUUCUAGUAGUGGACGACUUAAGUCCAGUAACAAACUUGAAAAAGGAUCAUUAGCCAUAAAUGUUUCAAGUGAAAAUGGGAGCUGUCAUGAGGCAUCACAUUCUUGUAUUGAACCUCAGCAAGAUCCUGCUUCAGAUGAAAGAGUCCCUCAAAUGCUUACGCGUUCACAGUCAAAGACGGUUGCUACAAACAGAGUGGGACAAGUUUCUACAGAUUGCGAUGCUGAGUGUUCAACCAAGUCGAAAAAGGAAUCCCAUGAAGCGACAGAAAGUUUGAGGGAAAUUGUCAGUCCAGCAAUGGCUAAAUUGCUAAACGAGCGCAGUUGUGAAAGGUGCAAAUCUCUUGGGACUGAACUUGAGCAGGCAAAAGAAAAAAUAGAAGAGUUGGAGAAAGAGCAAUCGGCUUUCCUAGAAAUAAUAGUGCAAGAAAAGGCCGAGCGAGAACAAGAGGAGGAAAGAUUAAGGAAAAGCCUAACGGAUGCUUCUAACACGAUCGGCAAGUUGCUUGAGAAGGUGAAAGAGCUAGAAGGAAGGAAGCUACAGAACCCUAAAGUUGAGCAUGAGUAAGGCACAAACAGCGCUAGUGCCCGAGCUUUGAUUUACAUGUAGCUUGCCGUACAUAUGUUCUCAGAAACAGUGAAUUCCAUGGUCUAGAAGGAAGGCUAGAGUGUAGUUGACCUGAUAUUACAUAUCAGGAUUUGUGUAGUUUACCUGAAAAGCCUGUAUACACAUUGUCUGCUAAAUGUUAAGGCAAUGUGGUUAUUGCGUAAUUCUGAUAGCAUUAACAUUGCGGAUUAGGAAGAGCAAGUAGCAAGGUUGAAGUACGAUUGGAAGGGCGUUUUGGUUUGGGAGUCAGUAUGUACAUUUUCUUAAGAAUUUCUUUUCGGCUUAACUAAUUUCCAAUGUUUGGUUCGUUGUUGUAAGUAAUAAUUGCACAGAAAUAUAUUUUAAAUUGUCUGUCUUUAGUU